Durusdinium trenchii is the source of this 1222-nucleotide messenger RNA. The record is from the annotation of a GenBank genome assembly. NCBI's taxonomy places the organism in Eukaryota, Dinophyceae, Suessiales, Symbiodiniaceae.
GGAUCAGCAUCUGCUUCUAUCAGAAUUUGAAGCUCCUCCACUACGUCAGAUGCGCGCGGUGGAGGUGGGGGUACUAACUACUACGACAAGACCCAGCUUACUCUAUAUAUGUACUUUGACUGCUCAAAAAAAGCUCGCUCCCUUUCAAAGACAGGUGACAAAGGUUCCACCGCCCACAUUUCGGAUAAGUUGCCAAAGUUGAACAGAUUUUGUUCUGAGACCAUAUUCCUGCCAGAACAAUCCGGAAAACCAUUGCGCCAGCGCAACAAUGUUUUGAACAAACCGUGGGACAGUUUGUGGGCCAGGAAGCUUGUGCACAUGCCGCCAUCAACUAACAUAACCAACCUUUUGCCUCCGGAGUUUUAUCUACACGCCGUCUCACCAACGUUUGAACUAUCUCCGCCGCUCGUUUGGGUCACAGCUCUACGGCGCUGAUUGUUUUGAGCCCUGCGAGAACAACACGCAUCCCUGUGUAAUGGCCUUUGUCGCGCCUGGUGUUUCAGGAGGACGCACAUUCCAAGCGGCAGCACCACCUGCAGGACGUCCUGCUGUGCCGCGACUUGAGAAUGCCUCUCAAUUCUUGGCGAAGGGCUCUUCACUGUCCAUUGGCCUCUGUGCAGUGGUCCUUGCAAGUCAAGUGCAGAGGUCAGGGAUUUUGCGGCGGUCCCGGGCCAAGACAUCGCGAAAAAGCACAGCAAGCGGUACAACAGGAUCUUGCUGCAGGAAGUCGCAGUGCUUGCACCCAGACAAACCUGCGAUGUUUGCAUGCGCAGACUGCCCUCGCCGUACCAGCAAGAGUGCUUCUGAAGAGGGCUUGGAUUCCCAGCCAGUAGCAGUGGCAGCAUUCAUUGGUGAGGAAGUUGCCACCAAGGCAUGUGGCAGGAAGUCGCAGUGCUUGCACCCAGACAAACCUGCGAUGUUUGCAUGCGCAGACUGCCCUCGCCGUACCAGCAAGAGUGCUUCUGAAGAGGGCUUGGAUUCCCAGCCAGUAGCAGUGGCAGCAUUCAUUGGUGAGGAAGUUGCCACCAAGGCAUGUGGCAGGAAGUCGCAGUGCUUGCACCCAGACAAACCUGCGAUGUUUGCAUGCGCAGACUGCCCUCGCCGCAUGAGCAAGACUGCACUUGAGAUUGAGGGCUGCUAGGUCCGUAAAACAGAAGGGACGUGUCUUUUUUGUCAGGUGGGGUGCCCAAAGGUUUGUUAAACAGUUUUUUUGUUGAGUUGU